UCUCCUUCAAGCAAUGUUCUGGGUGGCUGAGAGAAGGAGGAAGAUUAAACAUUAGACUACUGCUAAAAAUAAUUAAUCCUACAGAACAAGAAUCCGACAAUCCUAAGAAGCAGUUUUCUUAGCUCCAAUCACAUUCCAAUAAAGCAAAAUUACACUGAGGAGGAAAUGUAUCAGUACUAAUCAGAAGAUUGUUGCCUUUGUAUUGGUAACUGUGCCAGAUAUAUGGGAGAUUUCAAGAGCUUCAAUUCUAAUUCACAGGACAGAUCAGCUUAAGUGGAAGAAGUGUUGCUUAAUGUGUAAGACCCAGGACAUGCCUCCAGAGACACAUGUUAAUCAGCUGCACUUAUAUAAUGAAGCAGAUAUAACUUCUGACAGUAUUGGAUUUUACAAGGAAUUGCAAGAAGACUAAACAAGACUCUUUGCUGUGUAACUGAAUUUUCAAGAAGCUUUUAAGAGGAGUUUGACUUUAAAUGAUCUAACGUGUGUAGAGUCCCUGACUCAGUCGUACCCAGCAUGGGACAUGAUGACCACUCAGAGGCAUAAUGUUGGGCAGUUCCUUCCAGAUGUUACAGCCUCUGUAGCAGGGGCCAAGUAACCUUUGCAAUAGCUUACUUGAUUGUCCCAAUGGAAGACACAGACGUAUUCAAGGGAAACCUAUUUUUAUGGUUUUGUGCUUAUUACAACAGUGGAUCUGAUAUCAGUACAGGAGACCCCAAUAUUCAGUAGCAGUCUGGAUUGUCCGGGCUAAAGUGUCUCAAUGCCUUGAUUGUUCUUAAGAUGAAGGUAUGGAAGAGGACAGCUCCCGCUUUGAUGCUUGUCUGUGCUGUGUUGUCUAUACUCAUUUGCACAGAAGUCUUCUUCCGGAGCUGGAAAGCCAGCUCAACCCCCUCUCAAUCAGUCAUGGGUUCAUCACCAAAGAGACCACAGAGAUUUCCACGAGCUUUGGAACGCAAGCCACCUAUGAUUUCACAAUACACUGCCCUUUUCGAAAGUUACACUCAAGGCGAGAUACGAGAACUUGUUUCUACUCUUGUAGAGAGGUACAGUCAAUCCAUACACUCUGGGGAAGACCCAAAAAAUGUAGCCAGAAUGAAGAGAGCCCGUGCACGCAAGCAGCCUUGUACCAUAAAAGAGCUCGAAGUGAGAGUCAGCGAGCUUGGUCUUGGAUACAUAUCCGACGAAACAGUUCUGUUCCGCUAUUGCAGUGGUACGUGCGAAACUGCUGUACGGAACUAUGACCUCUCUCUUCAGAGCAUCCAAGGCAAGAAGAAGAUAAAAAAAGAGAAAGUAAGAGCCAAACCUUGUUGCAGGCCUCUUGCAUACGAUGAUGAUAUUUCUUUUUUGGACGCCAAAAAUCAUUACCACACCAUCAAAGAGGUAUCAGCUAAGGAUUGUGGCUGUAUCUGACAGGUAUGAAAACUGAAACAGCGUAUAGCUACUAGAGUAUAAAAAAACAAAACAAAAUAUAAGGCUUUAUCCUAUGGAGACAGGUGAUCACAUUUUUUAUUUCUACCUCACUAUAUCGCAUACAAUGAGAUAUGACUAUUAAAUAAAAUGGUUGAUAAUAAGUGACUAAAAGAACUAGAUGGAAACGAGAAGCUAUAGAGGUCUAUCUCUCCUGCAAGAAGGAUCUUAAAGAAAAUACAGGAUUAAAGUUCUGGCAAUGGGACAUAGUAUUAAAAUAUGAGGACAAAUGCCUGCAUCAUAAUUGUAUUGCAUGUGGACUGGGCUGAUACACUCAGAGUAAAAUAUUUAUAGGGUAUUCUCUGCUUCCAGUGACAUAUCUGUGUUCUUCAAACUAAAAAUGGAUUCAAUCAAAUGAAUUACGUACAGUUAAAUUGGGAUCUGUUUUUGUUUAGCUGGGGUAGGGAUCUCUUUACAACAAAAGAAGCAGUCACAGAAUAUCCGUGCCAAAAUGUAAGCUCUUACAUCUGCAACUUAUAACAAUUACUUUAAAGUGUACAUUAUCUCUUACUAUCACAGGUAGCCUGAAGGCACUAGGUUAUCAGCAUUAUUUGAUUAUAUACAUGUAAAUGUAUUUUGCCUGUAAAUGUCAUUGAAUGCUGAAAUAUAUGCGUUAAUGUAAUUUCUGUAUUGGUAAUAUUUAUUAUUAAAUAUUAAUAUUUAGUAUUAAAUAUAGUUCAGGAUCUGGUUAUGAAAUAGCAGUAUAAAAUAAUGACACUUUCAUUUAUAUUUAUUUUGAGUUAUAAAGAAAGUAUUUCCACUCAAAUCCUAACAUUGAGCCAUACUUAACUAAGUAAGCAGGAAUUAUAGCUUGAGAAGAGUUUAGUAACUAUGGCCCUGAUUUACUAAGAGUGGAGUGUAGUUUUCUUUGUGGGUUUUAAUUCCCUACAAUUUUCUUCGACAGUAUUUACUAACGUUUCCCUACAUUUUGCACUUUUCCCUACAUUUAGCUUUUUUUUUUUUUUUUUUUUACACAUGCUCGGAUCUGUAGGGUUUUCCUCAGCUGAAAUCCACCACAUUUUUGUAAAAACCUUAGUAAAUAUGUUGGGUUUUAUGAAAAUGUUGGGGGCACACCCCUUUUCUGUGGCCAGACCCCUUUUCCAGACUGUAAUUCCCCUUUUUCGGGUUUCUUCAGUAAAAUGGAGAGUUGGUUGCUUCUUUUUUUUUUCAUUUCUGGCGCAAUGAGACAGAAUCUUGUUUACAAUAGUAAAUCAGGGCCUAUGUUUUACUUUCUUACAGAGAUAUUGUAAAAUAAAGAACAGCGAAAGGCUGCGCACCUUGUGAAGCCCGCAAACAUAGACUUACCAGUAGUAUCUCAGUAAGAUGGCUCUAUACCAUGGAUAGUUGCGCUAAGAGCACACCUCUCCAUGUGUGUCAGGUAUAGCUGGUCAGCUGCCUUGUGGUCCCUGUGGAAUCAAUUGAAACUGGCCGGCGUAACAUCAACAGGAAUGACGUUAGAAACUCACAGGAAGAUGGGACAUCUGUCUGGGAGGUUCUCUAUUUGGGCAGUAAUAAGCCAAUGGAAAAGUGGAUUCAGCUCACAAGUUCAUGUGACAAGUCAAGAAUAAUAAACGAUAAAUAAUAAACAGGGUUUAAAAUUUGGCAACUUUGUACAUAUGAAAAUAUGUAUCGUAUUGAAUAAAAAACACUGGUUGUCAUCCUGUGACAUCACAUCACAUAGAAUGAUACAAUACUUAACAUUAUGAAUAAAAAGGACAAAUUACUAUAAAAAUGAAUAUACCUGGACAGAGGAAAUAAAACUAUUUCGAAGAUAUGUGUGAUGACUGAAGCAUGAUUAUAAUACCAAAGAAUUAUUAAUGUCUUCAGAGGAUUUUUAUUUCAACUGCUAAGGUAUAUUUAUUUUUAUAGUUUUUAUUAAUUUGUACUGUUUAUCCAUGAGAUGACGAUCAGUGAUUUAAUACAAUAUAAUUUUCAUGUAUACUAUGUUGCCAAAAUGCACUUAUUCUUUUCCUUUUUUAUUUAUUGUUUAUAAUUACAGACUUUUCACAUGAACUAGUGACCGAGAUAGACUCUCUCAUUUGCUGUCUUAUAUAAUGGAUUAAUUUGUCGUAUACCGUAUGCCUGAUGAGGAGCCCAGUUUGGGCUAGAAACACAAAGUGUGUAGCAGUGUAUAUAAUAAAGCCUUUUAAGCCAUAUAUACUAUUGGCUGAUUAAUGUCUGAUUGAAGAAGCGCCCCUACAGAUAUCCCAUCUUCCUGUGGUAGCUUCUCCCUGCCUACCAGCAUUGUCUCUCUCUGUUUGGGUAUAGAUAGUGACCUAUUAAUCAAGGCCAGCAGGAAAGGCAGAAGCCGCUAGGCACAGCCCCGAUGACUUGUGGUUUGAAAAUCAUGAAAGUGAUUACAGGUCAAUUUAGCUAAAAUGGCUGUUAAGACUUAGCAGAAAAUUCCAAUGUCUCCCUUAGCAUGUGUUCCCAUGUUCAGGUUUUUAAUUGUAACUAUUCAAUGCAGGUCAUCAAUGGAGGACACGUACCAAAAAAAAAUUUCCACCUGGAAAACACAGGCAGUGGACUUGCAAAUAGGGGGCGCCAGCAGAUAAUGACUGCACUAGGAAUACUCAGAAAAGGGCCGUCUCUAUAGAUGGCAAUGUAUAAACGAAUUCAUGUCAAUGAAGCCGGAAUCAGGAUUUCUUCGGCAGAUGUUUCCACCACGGAAAAUUCCGCCAUGUGCAGGGUGCAGCAGAAUCCCAUUGAAAGCAAUGGGAGUCUUCUGAAACAGAAUUUCCAAGCAGAAUUUUUCCGCUGGAUUCCGCUUGGAAAUUUCCUUGUGUGAACAUGGCUUAAGAUUACUCUUUUCAUGGCUUUGUAUUCAAUAAUUGCAAUUUAAAACAUGAUUGUCGUUUACACAGACAAAAGCCCAAAAUGAGCACUGAUCGAAUAUGUACAGUACAAGUGGCUCAUUGAAAGGACAUAUUAGACACACUGCACCAAUAAGGCUUUAUUCACACAGCAGAAUAUCUGCAUGGAAUUCCACAUGAAAAUUCUGCAUAAAUUUUUUACCAAUUCACUUCAAUAGGAUUCCGUUGUCUGGUUCACACACCAGAAUUCCUGCUGCAGAAUUUCCGCUGCAGGAAUUUCAUUGAAGUAAAAGAAUUUAUUAAUUUAUGUGGAAUUUACUGCAGAAUUUUCAAGCAGAAUUCCAUGCAGAAAUUCUGCCAUGUGAACAUAAUAUUAUUAGGAGUAAAGACUGUUUACUUACAUUAUUGUCCACAGCACAUCUAGGGGGAAAUCAUUAUCAUUGGUUUUACAUAGCUUUUUUGGUGCAUACAGUCUACAAAAUUUUUACACAGGUUUUUGUGUAACAGGAUAAAAAGUCCCAAGAUUUUGUUCAAUGAGUGGACCAUAGAAAAUGGUUUACUGAAGAUAAAUUUCAAGAGAUGUGUACCUGCACAAAAUUGAUAACAUUUCCUGUGACCAUUUAUCCUUGUUGCCCAUUUUGGUCUUGAGGACACAGCCAUUUUUAUCUAUAGCAUUUUGGUUUCAUCUUUUUUUCUGAUAUAUACGGUACAUUUACACUGUGUGGGAUCAGAAACAAUAUAUUUUAAGAGUUCAGACAAUUACACAUGUGGUAAUAUUAAAUAUGUUUAUUAUUUUUCUUUUUUUUUCUUAUUUUUUUGCAAAAUAGGAAAGAUGAGUGAUUUUAUUUUUUUAUUAGAGGACAAGCAUUUUAAAUAAUUUUAAAAACAGUUUUUUAUUUUACUCUUUUUAAGUCCUCAUAGUUAAUUAGAUUGCAUUCACUGUAAAAUGCAAUGCCUAUUGCAUAUCUUUAUACAGUGAGAUCGGCGCUCCACUGAUUCAGCCUGGCUGCGUCAUUGGAUCAGCAAUCCAGCAUCAUUAGGCAGGAAAGGGACCUUCCACCUCCAUUUUAGCUAGUCAGAACCCCGUGAUCGCAUCUUGGGGUCUGAUGAGCCCACUAAGUUAACUGGCAUAUCUAAUUUAAUGCUUUAGACACCAUGCAUGAUCUGCAUUGGUCACAGUGUCUUAAGGGUUAAUAAUAUGCAAUGGCAGGAUCACCACUGCUUCCAGUCAUUAGUGUUGAGUGUCCAGCUACUCAUAGUAGCGACGCUCAAAGCUAUUAGGCUUCCUCACAUUAUAGUUAAAUGUACGCGCCAGGGCAUACAUUUUGGCCUUGGUGUGUUAAGCCCCAGAGGGCAGGGACAUCUAAGAGUUAAAAUAAAUAGAGCACAUACCAAAAUUUUAAACCACACAAAACAAAGGUGUACAAAAACCAUUCACCAACAAUGAUAAAUUUACCCCCUAGUGCUGACAAGCGAUAAUCUAUAGAUCUGCAAUUGUAGGCUGACCACUGGGCCUUUUGUAUAGUGCAGCACUAUUCCUAUUUGGCCAGUAAUCACCCUGUGUAAAAGAGCCUUAAAGGGGUACUCCGCCCCUGGCAUCUUAUCCCCUAUCCAAAGGAUAGGGGAUAAGAUGUUAGAUCGCUGCG
Messenger RNA from Hyla sarda, 5923 nucleotides. RefSeq names its product neurturin (gene NRTN). Gene Ontology annotation, molecular function: glial cell-derived neurotrophic factor receptor binding; growth factor activity; receptor tyrosine kinase binding. The record is from RefSeq and is a predicted model, not a curated record. Bases 778 to 1407 code for a protein of 209 amino acids. NCBI's taxonomy places the organism in Eukaryota, Metazoa, Chordata, Amphibia, Anura, Hylidae. The transcript has 3 exons.